Penicillium taxi is the source of this 3087-nucleotide messenger RNA. RefSeq names its product putative kinesin family protein (BimC). The record is from RefSeq and is a predicted model, not a curated record. Bases 1 to 3087 code for a protein of 1028 amino acids. Gene Ontology annotation, molecular function: ATP binding; microtubule binding; plus-end-directed microtubule motor activity. NCBI's taxonomy places the organism in Eukaryota, Fungi, Ascomycota, Eurotiomycetes, Eurotiales, Aspergillaceae. Gene Ontology annotation, biological process: mitotic spindle assembly; microtubule-based movement. The transcript is spliced from 3 exons. Gene Ontology annotation, cellular component: spindle microtubule; nucleus.
AUGGCCGGCGCAGCACGGGCUGCCGCCCCCCUUCCCGCGAAGAGAACUGGUUUACGCCAGUUACGCCAACCGACUCGACGAGCGGGGUCAGCGAUUCCAGAAAGCCGACAAACAUCUCCUGCACUUACAACCAAAAGAAGACCAGCCGUAGUGGCUGCGCCUGUGCCAACUCGGGUACCAAAGCCCAACCUGGAUCAAACGAGUGUUCUUGGCAAAAGGAAAGAUAGGGAAUUUGAGCGCGAAAUCGGUGAAGAUACCAGCAUCCACGUGGUCGUUCGCUGCCGUGGUCGCAAUGACCGAGAAGUCAAGGAGAAUAGCGGCGUGGUCUUGUCUACGGAUGGAGUCAGUGGAAAACAGGUAGACUUGUCAAUGGGACCCAACGCGCUCUCCAAUAAGUCCUAUGCCUUCGACAAGGUUUUCUCUCCAGCUGCUGAUCAGACGUUGGUUUUUGACGAAGUGGUCUCACCUAUUAUCAAUGAGAUGCUCGCUGGAUACAACUGCACAAUCUUCGCAUAUGGCCAAACAGGCACCGGAAAGACAUACACUAUGUCUGGUGAUAUGACAGACACCCUGGGAAUCUUAUCAGACGAUGCCGGAAUCAUCCCACGAACCCUCUAUUCUUUAUUCAACAAGCUUGAGGAUACAGACAGCACCGUGAAAUGCUCAUUUAUUGAACUCUACAAUGAGGAACUGCGCGACCUGUUGUCAUACGAUGAUAACACAAAGUUGAAGAUUUUCGAGAACGAGAAGAAGGGCCAGGCCGCUACUUUGGUUCAGGGAAUGGAAGAAACAUUUAUCGAUUCUGCAUCUACCGGUAUAAAGCUGCUUCAAAUGGGUAGCCACAAGCGCCAGGUGGCCGCGACAAAAUGCAACGACUUGAGUUCCCGAAGUCACACAAUAUUCACCAUUACGGUUCUGACCAAGCGCACUACUGAAUCUGGAGAGGACUAUAUCAGCUCUGGGAAACUAAAUCUGGUAGAUUUAGCAGGAAGCGAAAAUAUUGGACGAAGUGGUGCAGAAAACAAGCGAGCAGUUGAAGCUGGUCUGAUCAACAAGAGUUUACUCACCCUUGGCAGGGUCAUCAAUGCGCUAGUCGACAAAGGCUCUCAUAUCCCCUACCGUGAGUCGAAGCUGACACGACUGCUUCAAGAUUCUCUCGGUGGCCGGACGAAGACUUGCAUCAUCGCCACUGUAUCGCAGGCCAAAAGCAAUUUGGAAGAAACCAUUUCGACUCUCGAUUACGCUUUCCGGGCCAAGAAUAUCCGUAAUAAGCCCCAGAUCAAUUCGCUGGUAUCAAAAAAUAAGCUGCUCCGCGAGAUCGGAAUAGAGAUGGAGAGGCUCAGAAGCGAUUUGAUCGCCACUCGGCAUCGGAAUGGUGUCUACUUGGCACCAGAUGUCUUCGAAGAGAUGACUGUAGAGAGUGAAUCGCGCCGAAUCGUUAACGAGGAGCAACGUGCUAAGAUUGAGUCAAUGGAAUCCAGUCUGAAGCACAAGGUACAAGAGUUGUUUUCCCUCACAGGAAACUUCAAUUCAUUGAAGCAGGACAAUGAAAGCAUUCAAAGCAGAUUCAAAAGGACAAAAUUGGACCUGGAACAAACUGAGUCAAGCUUGAAAGACACUUCUGAGAAGCUUGCGGAAGAGACUACAGCCCUCAAAGCUCACAAGGAGACCGAAAAGAGUCUUCGAGAAAUAUGUACGGAUCUACUUUCGACCCUGGAUGACACUGUUGAAGAUGUUCAAGAACUUCACGCCAAAGUUGAACGUAAGGAUGACCUAGAGAUGGCAAACGGGCAAACAUGGCAGGCAUCUACCAAUGAAAUCCGCCAAGUCACCGGGCAAAUUGAUGAACGUUUGGACACCUUCCAAGCACAUCAUUCUGAGCUCUUCCGAAAUAUUUCAAACAAAAUGCAUGAGUUUCUAGCUAGCGAACUGAAGGCGACCCAGUCUGCCCGGUCUCAACUUCAAGAAUUCGACCUGUCCUUAGACAAGGUUGAGGAAGACGCGAAGACCCAGACAUCCGGUGCCCACAAUGAGAUGAACGAGAUCCUUGAAGAAAUCAAGGUCCUUCGGGAAGAUGUCAAAGCCAAAGUUGGCGAGGGGCUAAAUGGACUGUCAGCGGCCGCCGCCCGAAUUUCCAAAGAGGUCAUUGGAGAAUUCUCCGAAUUUCACUCUCAGCUCCACUCAUCCUAUAACACUCUUGGCCAGGAUAUCAAAGUCGUGUUCGAGAGUAUGGCAACACACAUCGACAAACAAAAAUCCGAAAUCGAUCGACUGCAUCUUGAUCUUCAAGAGGCUCAUCGCCAAACUGUAGAGGCCAAUCGCAAAGCCUCUUCCAACAUAUCCCAGGUUCUCGAGGAAGAGCAAGCAAACUCUCAAGUUGAACGUGAUACCCUUAUGUCACAAAUUCGGGGACUGCUUGAAGAAUCUACCCAACGGCAGUCUGCCCGUCUCAAGAACAGAUUUGAUGGAGUUCGCACUGAUCUUUCUGCAUCGGGCAAUUCUCUCGAGCAAGCCACAAAUCAAUACGAUCGACAAGUCGAUGAGUGGAUGUAUAAGGAAGUCAAGUUUGCCAAGGAUGUGACUGCAUCGAAAGAUGAAAUUACGUCUAGGAUGCAGAAUGACUGGGAAAAAUUUGAUGAGCGAAAUGUUUCGAUCCAGCAUGCUACAGAAUCCGUGCAUCAAGAAACUGUGCGGAUUGUGGAUGCUCAGAUGAUUGACGUGAGCAAACAAAUGGGGGCCCUUGAUGAUUUCGUUACCAAAGCUCGGUCUCGCAACGGACUUUUCCAUGAAGCACAACUGAAGAACCUAGGCAGCAUUGGAGCCAAUGUUCGUGAAUCCCGAGCUGUUAUUCGACAACAACUCGAUGGAACCCAUCAACGUAUUGGUGAACUUCAAGAAAAUGUCGAUGUUCACAUGCAGGAUCUGGAGCAAUCUGCGGUGCCUCUGUUGCAAGAAGUUCGUGAUCCACUCAUGGAACUUCGUGCUAGCCUUCAAAGGCAUCCUAUGAAGGAGUACACUCCGACGGGUGACACUCCGCAAAAACGUCGUUAUGAAUACCCAGCGAGCUUGCCUCGAACGGAGCACUAG